Molecule: messenger RNA, 768 nt
Organism: Bacidia gigantensis
Lineage: Eukaryota; Fungi; Ascomycota; Lecanoromycetes; Lecanorales; Ramalinaceae
Exons: 2
Coding region: 1-768 (255 amino acids)
Biological process (GO): regulation of DNA-templated transcription
Cellular component (GO): nucleus
Molecular function (GO): transcription cis-regulatory region binding; DNA-binding transcription factor activity, RNA polymerase II-specific; zinc ion binding
Source: RefSeq, a predicted model, not a curated record
AUGUCAGAGUCUCCCUCACAGUCAGGGCUACCUAGCGAUGCAAGGACGAUACAAUGGGCUCCCAAUGUACCUGCAGUGACAGGCUCGGGCAAGCCUGGGCAAGGUAGCAUUGGAGCCUGCGACGCUUGUCGAUCAAGGAAGGUUCGCUGUCUUGCCAGUGAGAACUCUCAAUCCUCCAAAUGCCAACGAUGCGCUCGAGCCGGACGAGAAUGUGUCUACACAGUCCAUAGCAAGACACGGAGGCGGAAAAGAACAGACACAAGGGUCAAGGAGCUAGAAGAAAAAGUCAAAAAUCUCAGUGUACUACUAGAACAAGGCCGGAGUGGUGGUGGUCUCUCGACUCUGCCUACGAAAGACCAAUUGGGUAUUGACCUUGACGAGGGGAUGGAAGACGAGUACGAAGACGUGACCGAUGAAGAAAACGAGGAAGACGAGCUGCAAAUUCAAGACGCUGCUCCGUCAUCUAUGGGCGCUCAAUCGCAGAAAUUACGACCACCAAGUCAGAACCGCAAAUCCUCUGCAAAUACCUCACAAUCCCCAAAUCACCAAGGACAGUCAAGCUUUACUGUUCCUGGCUUUUAUGAUGGCACUUCCUUGGGUGACGCAGGUCACCGUUCUGAUGUAGUCGAUAGAGGUCUCUUGAGUAUGAAAGAAGCUACCGAGCUCUACGAGCGAUACGUGAAUGUGCUCGCGCCAUUAUACCCCUCGGUGAUCAUCCCUUAUGGGACCCCUGCCAUCGAAGUUCGGGAGAGCAGACCGAUAUUGUAG